CUUACAAGACUGUGUCAGGUGUGAAUGGACCUCUGGUUAUCUUGGAUCAAGUUAAGUUCCCCAGGUACGCUGAGAUUGUCCACCUGACUCUCCCUGAUGGCACACGAAGAAGUGGGCAGGUGCUGGAAGUCAGUGGCUCCAAAGCUGUGGUUCAGGUAUUUGAAGGCACUUCAGGAAUUGAUGCAAAGAAAACCUCCUGUGAGUUCACUGGGGACAUCCUUCGCACUCCUGUCUCGGAGGACAUGCUGGGCAGAGUGUUCAAUGGGUCAGGAAAACCUAUAGACAGAGGGCCCAUUGUUCUGGCUGAAGAUUUCCUUGACAUUAUGGGUCAGCCAAUCAACCCCCAGUGUCGUAUCUACCCAGAAGAAAUGAUCCAGACUGGAAUUUCAGCUAUAGAUGGCAUGAACAGCAUUGCCAGGGGCCAGAAGAUCCCUAUCUUCUCAGCUGCUGGCCUGCCCCACAACGAGAUUGCAGCUCAGAUCUGCCGCCAGGCUGGCCUGGUGAAGAAAUCCAAGGAUGUCAUGGACUACAGCGAGGAGAACUUUGCCAUUGUGUUUGCUGCUAUGGGUGUGAACAUGGAAACCGCUCGGUUCUUCAAGUCAGACUUCGAGGAGAAUGGCUCCAUGGACAAUGUGUGUCUGUUCCUGAACCUGGCCAACGAUCCAACCAUCGAGCGCAUCAUCACCCCUCGCCUGGCCCUGACCACCGCAGAGUUCUUGGCCUAUCAGUGUGAGAAGCAUGUGCUGGUCAUUCUCACAGACAUGAGCUCCUAUGCUGAAGCUCUGCGAGAGGUGUCAGCAGCUCGGGAGGAGGUCCCUGGGCGCCGUGGCUUCCCAGGCUACAUGUACACUGACCUGGCCACGAUCUACGAGCGUGCUGGGCGUGUGGAGGGCAGGAAUGGCUCCAUCACCCAGAUCCCCAUCCUUACCAUGCCCAACGAUGAUAUUACUCAUCCUAUCCCUGACUUGACUGGGUACAUCACUGAGGGACAAAUCUAUGUGGACAGGCAGCUGCACAACAGACAGAUUUACCCACCCAUCAAUGUCCUGCCCUCCUUGUCUCGACUGAUGAAGUCAGCUAUCGGCGAGGGAAUGACCAGGAAGGAUCAUGCAGAUGUGUCCAACCAGCUGUACGCCUGCUACGCCAUCGGGAAGGACGUGCAGGCCAUGAAGGCUGUGGUUGGAGAGGAAGCUCUUACCUCAGAUGAUCUCCUUUACCUGGAGUUCCUGCAGAAGUUUGAGAAGAACUUCAUUGCUCAGGGUCCCUACGAGAACCGCACGGUCUACGAGACCCUGGACAUCGGUUGGCAGCUCCUGCGCAUCUUCCCCAAGGAGAUGCUCAAGAGGAUUCCUCAGACAACACUGGCUGAGUUCUACCCUCGAGAUUCCACUGCAAAGCACUAGCACAGCUCCCUCUGCCCCUGCUCUGUGCGAUGCUGCUUUGGUUUCCUUUUCCAUGUGUUGGUGUUUACCUGUCGCCCAUACAGUUGAAACCAGGAGUAGGUGACACUUGUGCCAGUGUUCCAUGUGCACUGCUACCAGGUUUGAAAAUAUCCCUUCUCCCACAGCCUGGAUCUUCAGGAGAACAUGCAGGCCAGCUCUUACAGAUGUGCAAUACCCAUCACCAAGCUUGUACUUGGAACUGAACCUUUUGUAGGCAUCUUAGUAUCUGAGGAUUACCAGAAAUGGCAAAUCUUUCUGUCAAACCAGG
Molecule: messenger RNA, 1710 nt
Organism: Acanthisitta chloris (rifleman)
Lineage: Eukaryota; Metazoa; Chordata; Aves; Passeriformes; Acanthisittidae
Gene: ATP6V1B2
Product: ATPase, H+ transporting, lysosomal 56/58kDa, V1 subunit B2
Exons: 13
Biological process (GO): proton transmembrane transport; ATP metabolic process
Cellular component (GO): proton-transporting V-type ATPase, V1 domain
Molecular function (GO): ATP binding; proton-transporting ATPase activity, rotational mechanism
Source: RefSeq, a predicted model, not a curated record